GCGCGCCAACGCAAAAGGGAAGCGACGCCACCAUGUCACGUGACCGACGCCCAGGCUUUGCACAGGAUGGAGCCGGAAGAGGCGACGCCCUUGUGGCGGCUGCAAAAGCUUUCUGUGGAGCUAAGCCCGCAGCUUCUUCACAAAAUAAUUGAUGGCAUUUGUGGCCGAGCAUAUCCUCUCUACCAGGAUUAUCACAGCAUUUGGGAUUCAACAGAAUGGAAGCAUGUUCUAGAUGAUAUUACCAAAUUUUUCAAAUAUGUAGUUGGUAAAAAUUUGACUGAUGAAGAGAUACUCCAGCAGCUGAAUCAGUUGAAUUCAUUUCAUCAAGAAACUAUCAUGAAAUGCUUAAGAAGUAGGAAAGAUGAAAUCAAGCAAACUCUGUUAGAUGAAAUAGUUGAUAUAUCUUCUGCACAGCUACGGGAUUUUGACUGGCAGUUAAAGUUUGCAAUUUCAAGUGACAAAAUUGCUGCACUACAAAUGCCACUUUUAAACCUUCAUCUAGAUGUAAAAGAAAAUGAUGACGUCAAAUCAUAUUCUGUUGAAAUGAACAAAGAAGAGCUGCAGAAUCUAAUAAAUUCCUUGGAAGCAGCUAAUAAGGUGGUCCUACAGUUGAAAUAACUGGAAAUUAUGAAUAUCAACACAGUCAGAUUCCACUGCUGCAACUGAAUGCAAAAGGAAACUGUGUUGUCUGAGAACUGGGGGUAUACUUUUAUACCAAGCUGAGAAAGCAGCACUGAGAUUACAAAGAUUAAACUUACCUGCUUCUCUAGGAACCGGUAAUUACAUGGUUGACAGUAACUGCAAGAUGAAAGCUAAAAAAGCUAUAAUAGCAGGUUAUAUUUUCAUAAUGAAUUUCGCCUCAUUUGUUAAGUAUUUCAGAAAUGUUUAUAGAUAAACAGUUUUAUUAAAAGCUAAAAAUAGGCUUUAAAGUAAUGUAAUCACGCAGAGCACAAAUAUACGUAAAGAGGGUAUGUGAGUAGCAAGGAUGUGUAUUGUGGAUAUAUGUGAUUAAUUUGUGAUAAUUAAAAAUAACUUAAAGAAUAUAUAAGCUGCAUAUAUAUCUCAGGAGAUUCUAAAUCUUAAUCUUAUAUUUCAAAGGAAAGAUUAUAAAAUAUAAAAUUUCUUAGAGAAAGAGCUCUUCAGACAAGAACAAGAAGAAAAUUUGUGUGAAGAAUUUUGAGUUUAGAAUUGUAGAAAUGAAAAUUUUACAUUGGAAACAGGAAAAAUGAAAAUAACAUUGUUUUUUCUGCCUUUCUGUGUCUGACUGGGUGAAUAUACUGUGGCAAAAAAGAAUAGAUGCCAUUGUACAGUGUGUAUUGCUAUUUAAAUAUCAGCUAAGACUAUAUGUAGGUCCACUUUUGUUAUAAACUCUUAAUAUUGAAUGUAACAAUUUUGGAUGUUAACAACUUCACUUUGGGAAAAAGCCAUUUUUAAUUUCAGUUAACUAAAAUCAAGCAUUCUUAACAAAUAAAAAAUGUUAUUUCACUUUCAAUGUUGUUUCAUUUUAGAUGACUUUCCACAGAACACAAUAACAUAAUUAAUUGGAACCUGCUCCUUUACAAACCAUAGCUCACUAGCCAUGAGACUAUUAUUUGACUAGCUAGAGCAAUAACACUAUUCUAAUUAUAAAGAUGAAGAUAGAGGGUGAUCUAGGUGAUGCUCCUUAGUAUGUGUCUGUAGACUAAUGCUUGUUUAUGACUUUUUUUGAGGUUGGUGAUUAUGCUAAAAUGUUAAUAUACUGAGAUUUUUUUUUUAAAGAUUUAUUUUAUUUGUGCAUACAAGAGCUGGGUGUAGGCCAAAGGUGUGGGGGUGAGAGGAUUCACAGAACAGGCAGAUCUACUGAGCUACACUGCUGAGGGUUGCAGCGGGCGAGACAGGAGAGGUCUGCUUCAUCAUGUGGCGCUCCCUGGCCAGGAAUUGAACUUGUGCUGCAGUGUCUAUGGACAGCUUCAUGGUGCUGAGACUUAACCCCUUGCACCACCAGGGAGGCACAGUAUACUGAGAUAUUUUGGUUAUGAAAGAUACCAGCUGAGCUAGUGUGCUUAGUGAGGUAGUUGACUUUACCUUCUUGUGCGAGUCUUCUGUGUCAUGGACAAGUGGCAGUUGGCAGACCAGCAAUUUAAAUAAUACCCAGUUCAUGAGGUUCCUGCAGAAUUUUGUCCCUCUGCGCAGCACUUCCUUGGAAAAGCAAAUAUUCUUACUCUGCUCAUUUACCCUUCACCACAUGUUGUUACUCCAUCAGCAUAUUCAAUUCCUUUUUUGAAAUCUGGUAUACUAUAAAUAGCAUAUACAUAAAGUGCACAUAUUUAAAUCUGAUAAAUUGUUACUUUCACACCUCCGAAAAGCACCACCUCAAUUAAGAUGGUUAUUAUAUUAAUAUAGUAUCACGCUGGAAAGUAUCCUUGUUCCUUUGUUAUCCCUGCUUCUGUGCCCUGUUCCCCUCACCCCCCCAAGUAGCUAAUGAUCUUCUUGUCUGUAGAUUAGUUCACAUUUUCCAAAGUUUAAAAGAAAUGGAGUAUAUAAUAUGCAUUCUUUUUGUGUGUGAAUUGAUUUCUUAAAGCAUUAUUUUGAGCUUCAUCUGUGUCAUUACAUAUAUCAGUGGUUCAUUCCUUUUUUUGCUAGAACCCUUCUGUUGUAGAGUUUUGUCAUAUUUGUUUAUUCACUUGUUAAUGGGUAUUUUGGCUUUUAAAAUUUUUACUUAUCAAGAUAUACACGCUGCUGUGAAGUGUAUAUAUAUGUAUACAUGCCUUUGUAUGGACAUAAAUUUUUUUGGAGUAAAUGCUUAGGAGGGAAGUGACUGGAUCUUA
Messenger RNA from Talpa occidentalis (Iberian mole), 2807 nucleotides. It is a transcript of the gene COMMD8, whose product is annotated as COMM domain containing 8. Lineage: Eukaryota; Metazoa; Chordata; Mammalia; Eulipotyphla; Talpidae. The coding region runs from base 67 to 618 and encodes 183 amino acids. The transcript is spliced from 5 exons. The record is from RefSeq and is a predicted model, not a curated record.